AUGAAUCCAAAACAGUUAAUGGAAGAAGAGGCUGCUAGACUGGAGAAGGAAAAUAAGCGAAAGAUGCAGCGUAAAAAGUCCAGAAGGUACUCUGCGACGAUAUCCCGUGGCGACCGUUCAAAAACCUUGGAAGCCGAAGACAUGUGGCUUCUCGAAGGUGCAGCCGUGGAAGAAUUCAUGGUGGGAGAGGAUGAGCACAUGGCUUCCAAGGAGGACAUUCUACGUUUGAAGAAGAUCCGACAUGACGCGACUCAGGAGGUGUUUGAUCAAAGUGUCCAUCAUAAAGCCGAACGAAUGAGAGAGAUAAGAAUUCAAAAAAAAGCGAUUACACACAGAGAUUCCACCAGCGCUACUGUCCCGGGUGAAGUAGACUCUGAAGCGGUGGAAACUGAACAAGAGGUAAAGGCAACAUCUGCGGUCUCCACACCACCCGGAUUGUUGUCACGCCUUGAGAUGGAGAAUAUCCUCUCGGUUCUUCGAGACGUCGUUGGUGGGGAAGAUGGAGACAUCGGCAGGGUGGUAUCCGGCGCGUUGGCCGGCAAGCAAAACAAUCUUGAUACGCUAGCAGCGGUGGUGCAGGAUAAUGUAACGCGAGCCGACUUUCUCCAUACUAUAACUGAGCCGGGCUACGUUUUCUUCCUCCUAAACUGCCACUUCCGCUCGCCACGUGCCGUACUCAACAUGAUCAACAUCGUGCUCUCCGAUAAUCCCGCUCGUUCCAUUGAACGGGUCGCAUUGUCGAGGAAAUUGAACGAGACCCUAGGCGUACCGCCAAGCAGCGGCAACUCGAGAUUGAUGAAGUUUGCUCAUGAAUUUGAGGCGACCUGCCGUAUGGCAGUGGAAGGAUUGGUCCAGCGAGUAGGCAAGGGGCGGAGUAUUGCAGACGUAGAGGCAGAUUUUAGAGAAUGCCUCUAUCAGGAGGAAAUACACAUGGUGGAGUUUGCCGAUGCCGCCGAUCUUGAGAUGGAAGAGUUAAAAACUAUCGUGUUGCUGACUCUUACUUGUCAGAUGGAAGAAUUGAAGGAAUUCCUCGAGCAGCUGGCUCCUGUUCAACCGGAAAAUGAGGCUACAGUAGAGAGGUCACCAGACACGGAGACUGACGUGAGAUUUGAAGAUGCGCCUCCCUCGCGGUUUGAGUCAAAGGAGAUCCCCGUAGAGAAGAGCUCGGAGGAAAACGAGCAAUCAGUCAAGAAGGGUCAGGCUAAGAAAGUUGGUCAUGGUGCAAAACAUCCGGUGAAGACUUCUCUCUUUUAUGCAGCCAUAAGAUGA
Molecule: messenger RNA, 1269 nt
Organism: Echinococcus granulosus
Lineage: Eukaryota; Metazoa; Platyhelminthes; Cestoda; Cyclophyllidea; Taeniidae
Exons: 3
Coding region: 1-1269 (422 amino acids)
Source: RefSeq, a predicted model, not a curated record